CCAUCUCUGUCGGUUGACACACAACAACUCCUUCACUUCACUUCACUUCACUGUCAUGGCUUCACUUCCCUGCAAAUCUCUCUUCUUGUCACUCUUCUUCUUCUUCUUCAUUACAAUCCAAACCUUAGCUGUUUCAGCUGAUGAGACGGUCAAAACAUACAUAUUCCGAAUCGACAGAUUCGCUAAACCGUCCAUCUUCCCAACUCACUACCACUGGUACACCACCGAGUUCACCGACCCAACCACCAUCCUCCACGUAUACGACACCGUUUUCCAUGGCUUCUCUGCUUCUCUCACUCCAGCUCAAGCCGCUUCAGUCCUCCAACACCCUUCCGUCCUCGCUUCCUUCGAGGAUCGCCGGAGGCACCUCCACACAACUCGCUCGCCGCAGUUUCUCGGCCUGAGAAACCAGCACGGUCUCUGGUCCGACUCCGACUACGGCUCCGACGUCAUCAUUGGAUUGUUCGAUACCGGAAUUUGGCCGGAGCGCCGGAGUUUCUCGGACUUGAAUCUCGGCCCGGUUCCGAGUCGGUGGAAAGGGGUUUGUCAAACCGGAACGAAAUUCACUUCGAAGAAUUGUAACAAGAAGAUCGUCGGAGCUCGAUUCUUCUCCAAAGGCCAUGGGGCGUUCGUCGGCGGAAUCAACGAGACGGUUGAGUUCAUGUCGCCGAGAGACGCCGACGGGCAUGGGACCCACACGGCGUCGACGGCCGCCGGGAGACACUCGUUUCAGGCAAGUAUGUCUGGGUAUGCCGCCGGAAUAGCCAAAGGAGUUGCUCCGAAAGCUCGAUUGGCUGUGUAUAAAGUUUGCUGGAAAGACUCUGGUUGCUUCGAUUCCGAUAUCCUCGCCGCCUUCGACGCUGCCGUGAACGACGGCGUCGAUGUGAUUUCGAUAUCAAUCGGGGGCGGCGAUGGGAUUUCUUCCCCCUACUAUCUCGACCCAAUUGCCAUCGGAGCUUAUGGAGCUGUUUCGAGAGGAGUUUUCGUGUCAGCAUCAGCGGGAAACGAUGGGCCUAAUGGAAUGUCGGUGACGAACCUCGCUCCGUGGUUGACAACAGUCGGCGCGGGAACAAUUGAUCGGAAUUUCCCCGCUGAUGUGGUGCUCGGAGACGGAAGGAAACUCGCCGGUGUAUCGUUAUACGCCGGAGCUCCGUUGAAUGGGACAAUGUAUCCUCUGGUUUAUCCGGGUAAAUCAGGGGUACUCUCAUCUUCACUCUGCAUGGAAAAUUCACUCGACCCGAAUCAAGUGAAGGAUAAAAUCGUGAUCUGUGAUCGAGGAAGCAAUCCUCGAGUCGCGAAAGGAUUGGUGGUGAAGAAGGCCGGCGGUGUGGGAAUGAUUCUCGCUAAUGGGGUUUCGAACGGUGAAGGGUUAGUCGGCGAUGCUCAUCUGAUUCCGGCUUGCGCAGUCGGUUCCGAUGAAGGCGAAGCGAUUAAAUCCUACCUUUCAUCAUCUUCAGUUGCAACGGCGACUGUGAAUUUCAGGGGGACUAUAAUCGGAAUCAAACCGGCGCCGGUGGUGGCUUCGUUCUCCGGGAGAGGACCAAACGGGUUGAACCCGGAAAUCUUGAAACCCGACUUGAUUGCUCCUGGUGUCAACAUUUUAGCAGCAUGGACCGAUGCGGUUGGCCCAACGGGUUUGGAUUUGGAUCCCCGAAAAACCGAAUUCAACAUUCUAUCGGGUACUUCGAUGUCUUGUCCCCAUGUAAGCGGUGCCGCGGCCUUGCUCAAAUCGGCCCACCUGGAUUGGAGUCCGGCGAUGAUAAAAUCAGCAAUGAUGACAACUGCGAGUAUAACCGAUAAUCGGUUCCAACCCAUGACCGAUGAAUCGACGGUUAAACCAUCGACGCCAUACGAUUAUGGUGCAGGUCAUGUUAAUCUGGAUCGGGCCAUGGAUCCGGGUCUCGUUUAUGAUAUCACAAACAGUGAUUAUGUAAACUUUUUAUGCGCAAUUGGGUACGGUCCAAAAACAAUUCAGGUGAUCACCCGAUCACCUGUGAAUUGUCCGGCGAAAAAACCUUCACCAGACAAUUUGAAUUAUCCUUCUAUGACCGUGUUGUUUUCGAGCUCGAGUGGAGCUGUUUCGAGAAAGAGUUUUAUUCGGACCGUGACAAAUGUUGGGCCGGUAAACUCGGUUUACAGAGUGAAGGUUGAAACGCCGAAGGGGGUGGCGGUGACGGUGAAGCCGGCAAAGCUGGUGUUCUCGGAGAGAGUGAGGAAGGUGAGCUUUGCGGUGACUGUAACGGUAGACAGCAAGAAUCUGGUGUUGGAUGACUCGGGUGCUGUGUAUGGAUCACUUUCUUGGUUCGAUGGAAAGCAUGUGGUUCGGAGCCCCAUAGUGGUCACCCAAAUUGAGCCCUUGUAAUCUAUUUUGAUCAUGUGGGCUUGAUUAAGGAUCGGACAGUGGUGUACGUUUGAUGGGGGAGAGUUUAAAGUGCAAAGUUAGGCUGCAGUGUAUUGUAGCAUAACUUGCUACCACUACUAGAACUCAUACGCUGUUUUUAGGUGUUUUGAGGAGGGUGUCUGUUGUGUUUAAUUAAUACCUUUAAUUAUUUUCGUUUUGCUUUUCUUUGUUUUUUUUUUUUUGUUUUGUUUUGUUUUUAUUUAUUUAAGCUCAUAAUGUGUAUGAUUGUAUUUGUCAUAUAAUAUUGGUUUAACAAGAAAAAAGGUCUGAAUCCAUGUGGUUAAAUCU
Messenger RNA from Camellia sinensis, 2689 nucleotides. RefSeq names its product subtilisin-like protease SBT1.6. Gene Ontology annotation, molecular function: serine-type endopeptidase activity. Lineage: Eukaryota; Viridiplantae; Streptophyta; Magnoliopsida; Ericales; Theaceae. Gene Ontology annotation, biological process: proteolysis. The record is from RefSeq and is a predicted model, not a curated record.